Callithrix jacchus (white-tufted-ear marmoset) is the source of this 11514-nucleotide messenger RNA. It is a transcript of the gene SSX2IP, whose product is annotated as SSX family member 2 interacting protein. Gene Ontology annotation, biological process: intraciliary transport involved in cilium assembly. Gene Ontology annotation, cellular component: ciliary basal body; centriolar satellite. Lineage: Eukaryota; Metazoa; Chordata; Mammalia; Primates; Cebidae. The record is from RefSeq and is a predicted model, not a curated record.
AUAGUUAUUUUUAAUUAAAAUGUACUACUUGACAAUAAUUUUAAUUUUGUCCAUUAUUUUAAAAAUAACUUUUUAAAUUUAAUAUCAAUAGCUGUUACCCACAUAAACAAAAGUUCUUGGUGCUCUCAAUAAUUUUACAAGUGAAAAGGGGUAUUGUGACCAAAAGAUUGAGACCACUGAUUUAUUCAGGCAGAUCUUAUUCCUCCCUGGGGUUAGGGCCAAACUUCCCAGAUCUCAACCAAGCUUGACUCAAACCUUUUAAAAAUGUAACUGUUAAUGGUAAGGGCACCUGGGCUCAACAGCAGCUAGUUGGACCUCUGAAUGCUUAGGCCAAAGGAAAAGAGGGGAAUUUCAUUGGGCCCUCAAGUUGUCGCUGCGGCAUGCUUCUUCUGCUGCUUCUGGCCUUGAUCUUUCAUCCAGGAUUGGGGAUACGUUCAUGCAAACUGGAAGGCUGGCAUUCCUCCUGCUCUUGUUUUUCAGUGUUAAUACAUCUUCAUCUCUCAUACUGUUUUGGUUUCAAAAUACUCUGAGGAGCCUCCUUGAAAUACCAAACCUGUUUUUCGCCUUUUGAAUAAAUCCCUUCGCUUCACCAAAAGCAAACCAACCAAAAAUCAAAGUACAUUUUUGUGUAACCCAUAUGCCUGUGAUUUCUCCAUCUGAUCUCCUUCUUUUCUCUGGCCUCUUUUCUUCCCCGGAGAAUUUUAGGCUGCCAGGGAACCAGGGAGGAGCCGGCCUGACCCUGACCACGGGUGCAGCAGGCAUAGGUUUUCAUUGCACAUAUUUUGCUGAGUGGGUGUAAGACAUUUUUGCAUAAACUGAGAGUUCAUGAAUGCCAUUUCUUAGUCUUUCUUUUGCCCGCUGUCUUCUGCCCAGGUCCAUUUCUUUGCCCUAAUUUUACAUGUAACUUUCUUCCGGUUGGGUUGUUUGCAUCCACAACUCCCGACGCUUGAACCUCCCGUUCCUAGCGCCUGACCUAAUUCUAGGUGCCGGCUGUUUGAUUAAUUUCUCCACUUUGGCAAACGAACGUGGCUCUUCUGGAAGCUUCACUUUUGCUGCUAGGUUGGGUGCUGGGGUUCAGCGGGGCUCCUAAAAAGUGCUCUAAAGCAACCACGACCCCCUGUACCCACAGAGCUCCGACCCCGACCGCUGCAGGCAUCAGGAGGAGGCGGGGAACAGGGCCUGGACGGGUGAAUCACAGGGCGUAACAGGUGCCGCAGCCGCAGCUGCGCUCGCUGCGCGCGGACUCCAGGGAUAAGGUCUUUUUCUCCGGGUUUUUUUGGAGGUGAGGAGGAGACUCCAGAGGCCCCCACCCGACCAAUGUAGGCCGCGGUUGUUCAUCGCCUAGCAACUGGCGGAGCCAAUGGGAGGCGGCAGGGCCUGCGGCGCCGGCGCGCUGGGGCGGGGUGGGAACCUCAAGAACCUGCGGAGGCCGGGAGGCGGCCGCAAGGGGCGGGGAAGGCGGGAGUCCGUGGCGGAGGAGGAGCCGCCGGCGGGAGGCGCUGUGAGGCGCUGCUGGCCCUCGGGGCUGCGGGAGCCGGGCUAGGACGCCAAGCGGUGACUCCCCGCCGCUCCCGGGGGCCGUGACGGUGAGCGGCGGCGCCUCGCUGCGGGGAUUGUGACGCGUCCCACCAGGCAGUGGGCGGGGGUGGGGUGGGCGCCGGCGCUGGGCGGACGCGCGCGGAGGUGAGAGCCAGUACCUGGCUCAGCGCCCCGCGGCUCGGCGGGAGGCUGCGGGCGGCGGUUGGGGCCGUUGCAGGGUGCGGGUGAGCGUCAACCCGGGCCGCGCCUGGAAGAGGAGGUGGGAGGAGAUGCCUACAUAGAAGAGUGACAGCAGCUGGACUAAAUGUUUCACUGCUGAACUAGUUCCUCAGGUAUCCUGGCUCUAGAGAUUGCUAUGGGAGAUUGGAUGACUGUUACAGAUCCAGGUCUGUCUUCAGAAAGCAAAACUAUCUCUCAACAUACCUCAGAAACAAAGAUGUCUCCAUCAAGUUUAUACUCACAGCAAGUGCUAUGUUCUUCAAUACCUUUAUCAAAAAAUGUGCACAGUUUUUUCAGUGCCUUCUGCACAGAAGAUAAUAUUGAACAGAGUAUUUCAUAUCUUGAUCAGGAAUUGACUACUUUUGGUUUUCCUUCAUUAUAUGAAGAAUCCAAAGGUAAAGAGACAAAGAGAGAAUUAAAUAUAGUAGCUGUUUUAAAUUGUAUGAAUGAGCUGCUUGUGCUUCAGCGGAAGAACCUUCUAGCUCAGGAAAAUGUGGAGACGCAGAAUUUGAAGCUGGGAAGUGAUAUGGACCAUCUACAGAGCUGCUACUCAAAACUUAAGGAACAACUGGAAACCUCCAGGAGGGAAAUGAUUGGGCUUCAGGAGAGAGACAGACAGUUACAGUGUAAGAACAGGAAUUUGCAUCAGUUACUAAAGAAUGAGAAAGAUGAGGUACAAAAAUUACAAAAUAUCAUUGCAAGUCGAGCUACUCAGUAUAAUCAUGAUAUGAAGAGAAAGGAGCGUGAAUAUAAUAAACUGAAGGAACGUCUACAUCAACUUGUUAUGAACAAGAAAGAUAAAAAAAUAGCUAUGGACAUUUUGAAUUAUGUUGGUAGAGCUGAUGGAAAAAGAGGCUCCUGGAGGACUGGUAAAACUGAAGCCAGGAAUGAAGAUGAAAUGUAUAAAAUUCUCUUGAAUGAUUAUGAAUAUCGUCAGAAACAAAUCCUAAUGGAAAAUGCUGAACUUAAGAAGGUUCUUCAGCAGAUGAAAAAGGAAAUGAUUUCUCUUCUUUCUCCCCAAAAGAAGAAACCCAGGGAAAGAGUAGAUGAUAGUACAGGAACUGUUAUCUCUGAUGUUGAAGAAGAUGCCGGGGAACUGAGCAGAGAGAGUAUGUGGGACCUUUCCUGUGAAACUGUGAGAGAGCAGCUUACAAACAGCAUCAGGAAACAGUGGAGAAUUCUGAAAAGUCAUGUAGAAAAACUUGAUAACCAAGUUUCAAAGGUACAUCUGGAAGGUUUUAAUGAUGAAGAUGUAAUCUCACGACAAGACCACGAACAAGAAACUGAAAAACUCGAGUUAGAAAUUCAGCAGUGUAAAGAAAUGAUUAAAACUCAGCAGCAGCUUUUACAGCAGCAGCUGGCUACUGCAUGUGAUGAUGAUACCACCUCACUAUUACGAGACUGUUAUUUGUUGGAAGAAAAGGAACGCCUCAAAGAAGAAUGGUCCCUUUUUAAAGAGCAGAAAAAGAAUUUUGAGAGAGAAAGACGAAGCUUUACAGAAGCCGCAAUUCGCCUGGGAUUGGAGAGAAAGGCAUUUGAAGAAGAAAGAGCCAGUUGGUUAAAGCAGCAGUUUUUAAAUAUGACUACCUUUGACCACCAGAACUCAGAAAAUGUGAAACUUUUCAGUGCCUUCUCAGGAAGUUCUGAUUGGGACAAUCUUACAGUACACUCGAGGCAACCGCAAAAGAAGCCUCACAGUAUGUCUAAUGGGUCUCCAGUCUGCAUGUCUAAACUUACUAAAUCUCUUCCUGCUUCACCUUCCACUUCAGACUUUUGCCAGACACGUUCCUGUAUGUCUGAACAUAGUUCAAUCAAUGUACUGAAUAUAACUCCUGAAGAUAUUAAACCAAAUCAGGUUGGAGGAGAAUGUACAAAUCAGAAAUGGAGUGUGGCAUCAAGACCUGGAUCACAGGAAGGUUGCUAUAGUGGAUGCUCCUUGACCUACACAAAUUCUCAUGUAGAAAAAGAUGACUUACCUUAGACAUGUGGACUGGAAUUUUUUUCAUUAACAUAUUCAUCAAAUCUCACAUCUAAGUUGAAACAGGGUGUGUCAUAAAGUCAAUUAUCUCUAAUAACUUAAGAUGGUCUAAGUCGUUUGUUUGGACUUCCCUGUCUUCCCCCAAAGAGUUGAAAUGUUAAAUCUAUUUAAAAGGAUAUAAAAGCUUUGGAUAUGUAUUUUUAGUAACAGAAGCAUCUGGUUCUGUGAAUAAAGGAAUGUAUAGAUGUUUGGAUGGAAACAAAAGCACUAGAAUGAGUUUCCUCUUAUAGGUAUUAAAAAUAGCACUUUUAGGAAACUGAUUAUUGUAAAUGUUUAAUUUUGUCUCAAAUAUAAUUGGCAUUGGAAGUUUAGCCUUUACUUGAAUGUAUACUGUAGAUUUUUAACAAAGCGAGUUCUAUAUUUAUUAUGUUUAGUGUGAUUUGAAAUUACCUCUUUCAUAUGUUUUAAAUAAAGUGAAAUUUAUGUAUGUUUUGUACAUAGAUAUACAUGAUUAUGUUAAGAGACUUUAAGAUUUUAAAGUUUCACACCUCCAUAAGUAUAGUAUUUCAUGCCGGUAAAAAUAUUUUAGUGAUAUUCUGUUUACAGAUGUAUUAGGACCAUUGAUAUCAUUACAUUUAAGAAUUCUUUUUAAUACAUCUGGGCAAUAAAUGUUUAAAGCUAUUCCAUGAAGUCUUUAGAUAAUCAACACUCCUAACAUUACAUUUUUGAGAUUUUUAUGACAUUAGAUUUUUAUUUUAUAUAUGUAGGAUAUUAUAAUUUUUAAAAGGUCUAUUGAUAGAGGAAUAGGGGCAAGACAAAAGUACCGUUGAAUAGAACAAUUUAAGAAAUUGGUUUAAGAUAUUGGAUAAUAGAAGAUAUUUAAGAUAUCUAUAUGGUGAUAUUUUCCUUAUGAGAUGGUGCCAGUAUAGUAAUAUCUGUACUAACUAGGGCUUUGUAUUUGUUGUCAAUAAUUUUUUUAAUACUUUUUUAAUGAGGUAUUUACCACUAAAGAAAUAUGAUAAUGUAAAACCAUCAAAUUUUAUAAUUGAGAUAUUAUGAUACUCUGGAAAAACGUGCCAUUUCAUUUUCAGAAAACUCCUAGGCUCUCUUCAGUCUCUAAUGUUUCUGAUUGCAUGUUUCUUCAUGAAAAGUAUAUUGUUGUUUUGAUAGUAUAAUAUAAAUAUAGGCUCAGCUCUUCCCCAGGAUUUUCAUCAAAAAGCUUUAAGUGCCUAACCCUGCUUGUCUCUGUACAUAGACGCCUGCACAGAUCCAGUCCUUGCUAAGUAUUGUAGUUUAGGCCCAUUUACCUUCCCCUUUACUAAUAGUUCAGCCACUUACAUGCAGUCACCCUGUUUGUGGCUAUUUUAAAUUCGUAUGAUUAAAAAAAAACCUAUUUGUGUUAUUCAUUCACUAUACGUUAACUAUGUAACUCUUUGGAGUUGCCUAGCAGCAGCCAUUUUUUCAGGGCUGAUAGGAUAUCAUUAAGAGGAUCUUAUGAGACAUUAGUGGAUAUAUUCAUAAUACAGUAACCAUAUUUAUAGUCUCAAGGAGCUGGCUCUUGAGCAUUAGUCACUCACUACCUUUAGCUUGAUGCAUGGUCACUUCUUUGCUAUUUAAAAUACUCUACAUGGUACAAAAUAUCACAGACACUACCAUAUUCUAAAGGAAGAAAUCUAGCUGGGAUGUGUUUAUUUUUUUGCUUUAUGGCAGUAACAUGGUCAAAGAAAGGCAGGCACAAAUUUUAAAUACAGUUAAUGAAUACAUUUGUCAAGAAUUUCCCCCCAGGGUUUUGCAUGGUAUACUUUGUAAGAAGUAAACAUUCUGAUUUUUAAAGUAAAUCUCAUAUUUCAUGACAAUGGAGGUCAUCUGUUUUUUGUUUUCUGUUUCCAUUUUAAAGUGGGUUGAAUUCUCAAACUGGAAAGAAAAGUUCCUUGAAACUUACUUUAAAAUAUAAAGUGUGAAAGAAACAGCAGAAUGAAAGCCAAACUCAUUAUACCCUCGAUGUCUGUAUAGAUCCAGAAGUUGUACAUUUUACUUAACAUUACUUUUGUUGAACAUUCUAAUUCCAAAAUGAUCCCCAGUCACUGUAAUCUCAGAAUGUUGGAAUGAUGUCUUAUUUGAAAACCCCGGACUCCACACAUAAAACUCCUAGGAUUUUGCUUCCCAUCUCUUUCUAGGUAUUUGUGGGCAAUGUACAAAUAAUAUAGCUGUGCUGAUCUCACAUUUAAUCAUGAUAGAUGAUGGUAAUAGAGUGCACUUCAUUUGUAAGUUCUCCUGAUAAGUGUUUUCUUGUUUAUCAGUAAUGUAAAUCUGAAAUAUUUUAUACUUCAUUUGUUUUUACAUGGCAUAUAUCCAUUCUGAAUUUUCAAAGCAUAAAAAUGUCAAAGAAAAAUUGAGAUAAACAUUUUGUUUACUAUUAAAUGUUUGCAUCUGCAGUCUGUAAUAAGAAAAAAAUUAUGACUGAAAUUUAACUUAAAUAGCAUUUUCUUAUAGAAGCAAUGUAUUAAAUGAUUAGAUAUGCAGGACAGUUCACAGCAAAUUGUUUAGCUUGUGGCAUAAUUGAAAUAUUGUUAUUUGGAAAGAGUUUUAUAUUUCCUACCUUAGCUAACCAGAAUUGUUCAUAGGCUUGUGAUAAUAUGGUGUUGUGGGAAAACAUAUUUCAUGUGCAUGAUGAAUUGAGCACUAUGAAUCUCAUCUUGCCUGCCCCUGGUGGAACAUUUGAAAGCCCCUAGGACCCCAGGAGAGAUGUUUUUGCAGCAUGUAUGCCUGGAACACACUGUGAGUUAGCAAAACCCUGCUGUGAUAAUGCUGUUGUACAAAUCUGCAAGUAUAUUGCCUAAUAUAAGUCAUGUUCUUAUUUCUAGAUUGGCUUUAAAGUAAGUAUGGAUUGUGGAAGUCUAGUAAAUAUACUAUUCCCUGUGUUUGUCCAUUUUCAGUCUUUUGACAGGCAUUUAUGAAGUACCUUCUGUAUGUACAGGCUUACUACUACUUUCCCAUCCUUGGAGGUAUGAAGACAGAUAAGCACACUGCCUGCUAUUGAGAAUCUGAACUAAGUGGAAGACCAGCUACAUUGUAAUAAACAAUGGUAGAUGCUACUGACACAUUCAGUCUGUUCAUAAAACAUGGACUGGUGGGUCUGCUCCAGGGCCACAUCCCUUUCCUAACAGUAACAUGGCUAGCAUUCCAUUUAUAAGUCUUAGCAUUAUUUCCUAUAUGAAGUGCUAUGUAAUAGAUGAUUGUUUUGCUAGAUUUUGUUUUCUACAGUCAAAAUGUUGACUUGCAAAGGAUCAUAGGAUUUUCUCUCCACAAGAACAUGUAUUAUCAUGUAGUAGAAAAAGCAUUCUCUUGAACUCCUGACCUCAGGUGAUCCACCCACCUCAGCCUCCCAAAGUGCUAGGAUUACAGGUGUGAGCCACCGUGCCCAGCCUUGAAAAAGCAUUCUCAAAAAUUUGAGAUAAGGCCAUGCAGAUAAGAAUGAAAUCAGUCACUCUAGUCCUUUUGCUAAAUGUAGUGUUUUUCAAGCUGGAUGUAAAUUAGAAUGGGUGGAUAUUGAUUAAAUUAUUUAGUUUAUAUAAAAUUGAAUGACUGGUUGAGGGUUUUUGAACAUUUACAAAUAAUGGAUUGCUGAGGUCUUAGAAGUACUGUAAUGUCAGUGACAUACGAAGCUCCUUGAUAAAGAUCCACCUCAAUAUUCAUAUGUUAAGCUUCAGAAGUACAUGUACCUAGUAUAAUGCUUAAUAGCACAGAAUAUUUGUUGAUGAGAAAUACGCUGAUGAAACAUAUUUCUUUACUGGAAUGAAUGGGCUAUAAAUUUGAGGUUAGAAUCCUUAACUCCUUAUCAAGAGGGUGGGAACCUUGUUAUGAUUCUUUAUGCAUGUGUAUUUCCAACCCUAUCUCAAAUCCUUGCAUAUAGAGUAUCAUGAUUAAGUAGGUUAUGCCACAGUUAACAAACAUUAAAUCAGUGUGGCUUAAUACAAAAAUUUAUGUCCAUUGCGGACUGGGCAAUCCUCCAUUUUUAGCUGUGCCAUCUGGAACACAUGGUCUCCAACAUUGCCAAAUCAGAGAGGAGCAGACUAGCAGAUGGUGUAGAGUAUUUUUAAGAACGAGACCUGAAAGAGACAUGCCUUCCACCUACAGCUUCACCGCAAACGAGAUUGGAAGGUAUAGAACAUGUAGCUAUUUGGUGAGCACGGUGAGCACUUAUAAUCUGCUACUGAAUGUACUUGAUGCUAGAUAUUUCAUCCGUGCAUAUUACUCUGCAAGGGGUUUAUUGCUGAUUAUUAAAGCAAAAAUUCUUAAUUUUUGCAAGGAAUGUAUUCUAAAUCUUCUCUUACACUUUCUAGCCUUUUAAUAAUACAAGUUUCUGAAUGUUCAAAUGGUAGUUCUACUCAUUUAGUUAUUAAAGUAUCUUACAGUGCACUGAACACUUAUUUUUCAACUGUCAGAGAAUCUUAACCUUCUUAUUUUUAGUGAGUUGAUAACAGAUUCAGGUGUUAACUGAUGAACCCAAGGUCACAUAACUGCUAUUAAGUGAUAAGACUUUAACCCAUAUGUGAGGUUUGCUAAGUUUCCACCUUUUCCCACACUGCUGCAAUGCCUGCUUGUAGAGCUUUUUAAAUGAAAUUCUUUACCCAUUAGCUGCCACGUAUAAUCUACAUCAAAAGUAGUGAUCAUUUGGUCCAUGUGCAAGACUUGGCCUCAUUUUUUUUUGUGAUUGGUUACCAUGGCCAGUCUAUUCAGGGUUCCACCACUACCUAUUUGCAAUUAAGGUAUUAAGAGUUUUAUUGAAAUAGCUAAUUUAGUAGUUUGUGAUACUCUAAAGGCCAUUGAGUAAUCUGAAGUUACGUCUAGAGCACCUACAAUUUGUAUGUGUGUGUGGUGACAGUGUCACCCAGGCUGGAGUGUAGUGGUGCGAUCUUGGCCUCACUACUGCCUUGAUCCAGGCUCAAGCACUCCUCCCACCUCAGGCUUCCAAGUAGCUGGGACUACAGGUGUGCGCCACCAUGCCUGGCUGGUUUUUUGUAUUUUUUGUAAAGAUGGGGUCUCACCAUGUUGGACAGGCUGAUCUCAAACUCCCAAGCUCAAAUGAUCCUCCCAUCUUGGUCUCCCAAAGUGUUGGGAUUACAGGCGUGAGCCACCGCCUCUGACCAGCUUGUAUUUUUUUACCCUGCCUUUUUGUUCACUCUUGGCAGUGUGUGUACCGUGUCCCACUGUGGCUACAGUCACAAUGACCAGAAAUACUUCAUUUUGUCCAAAAGGUUCAGUAAACUUCUGGAAACAUUUUAUUAUGAAAAAUACAGUAGUGGAACAUGUGAAUAUUUUUACUCAAUUUUAGAAGGAAAACAGCUGAUGUAGGGCAGCUGGAUAUUUUCCAGUUUCCCUGUUGCAUCUGCAUUUAGAUAGAUUUUCUUGUUUCUGGUCCGUUGUGACAGUCUCAUUCCUGUUUACAGUGUUCCAUUAAAACAAACCAUACCCAGCCUGCGCUGACUCAAGCCUGUAAUCUCAGCACUGUGGGAGGCCGAGGGGGUGGAUCACUUGAGGUCAGGAGUUCAAGACCAGCCUGACCAACAUGGUGAAACCCUGUCUCUACUAAAAUUAUAAAAAAUAGCCAGGUGUGGUGGCACACACUUGUAACCCUAGCUACUCAGGAGGCUGGGGCAGGAGAAUUGUUCCAACCCAGGAGACAGAGGUUGCUGUGAGCCAAGAUGCUGCAACUGCACUUCAGCCUGUGUGACAAAGUGAGACUCCAUCUAAAAAGGAAAAAAGGAAACGUUUGCUUAUUCUCUAGAAUCCUAAAACAACUAGAACCUACCCUCUAUUCUGGCUUUUUGGAUCUGAUUCCAUUAUAUAUGGUGUCUAAACCAAGGUGGUCAGUUGUUCAUCCCAGCCAGGCAUAAGGUCAGAUAGCUGAGUUCCCUGGGUUUAGACUCUGUUAGUGCUUAGCCAUGACGACUGUGGCUGGUUUUGUUAACCUGUAAGUAUAGUUCUUACUUGCCUAUAAUGUGCUGUAAUUUAUUUACCCUACCUUGAGAUUUUUUUCUUCUGUAAUUCUCAGCCCAGAACUAUUAUUUCAAACUAAACUUGUAUUUCACAUUUUUAAUUAGUGAAGAGGCUCAAUGAAAUGCAAUUUUCAAAUAGUCAUCCAAGAGUAUCAAGCUUUUGUGGAGUAUCGAUUUAAUUUCUAACCACUUUUAGUCUUUCUUAUCUUGAAAAUCUCUUUUACCUGGAUAACUAGUUGAUUUGGUUUUCUAGUUUUUUCCUCUUAGGCAAAGAGGUAUUAAAUAAUAUGGAAAAUCUCUAUAAAUUCAAUCUCAGUGAAAUUAAACUUUUUCAAACAAAUAGUUUUUCAGAUUCUUUGUAAAUGCCCCAGAGAAAACUUGAAAUCCAAUAGCAAGCUGCACAAAGCCUUGGCACUUACGUUCUAAAGAAGCCAUUUUUAUCUUAAACCAUGAAACAUUUUAACUGGAAUUUUAAAAAUUACAUCGCCCUUUUAUUUCUGAAGCACUUGUCUUCGUUUUUGUCAAGGGCAAAGAUCUGAGAAAACAACUCGUAAAUGCUUUUUGUUGUUGUUACUGAGACAGUCUCACUCUGUAGCCCAGGCUGGAGGGUGGGGGCGUGAUCUCAGCUCACUGCAGCCUCUGCCUGCUGAGUUCAAUCAAUUCUGCUUCAGCCUCCCAAGUAGCUAGGAUUUCAUGCAUGCACCACCGUGCCCAGCUAAUUUUUGUAUUUUUAGUAGAGACAGGGUUUCUCCAUGUUGGCCAGGCUGGUCUCAAAAUCUUGACCUCAAGUGAUCCGCCUGCAUCAGCCUCUCAAAGUGCUGGGAUUACAGGCAUGAGCCAUUUUAGCUGGCCUCAUAAAUGCUUUUAACUGAAAUUCUUUGAUAAGGAACAAAAAGACUAUGAUAAAUCUCAGAGGCAGAGUUGGCCUUGGCAUUGAGGGCCAGAAAGGGUGUACAUUGGAGACAGUUGCUUGUGGUGUGGUUUCCCAAAAUCUGGAGGUGCACAUUGCUGCUGACUCAACAGUCUGUUUCUCUGGACUUGAUAGCCCUCUGUUUCCAUACCCCCAAGCACUGUAUAAUGGGUUCGCUAAUUAUAGCUGAAGUGAUUAUAAAUUGUUACCCAAAUGAGAAGCUUUUGAUAGUGAAAGGAGGAGCUAUUAAUGAUUAGGCCUGUCCCACAGUGUAAACCGGGUCAAAUGGUCAUCCUGUGCAUAGUGGAAGGCCCUAUCGAAGUAAGCAGAACUCUGACUUGAGUUUUGGUUGUUGAACCUUAAACCAAAAAUAAAAUCAUAAGCCCCCUUCCCCAACUAUUGGGCCCUUUCUCUCAGCCAAGGGCUUUCCAAAGGUAACCUGAAAAACUAGUUCAUGAUGGGAAGGAGGGGUCAGACAUUCCUGAUUAUACCGUCUUCCUCUACAAUCUAUGCUCCCUGAAGGCUGUUACCUAGAGGCUGUAUGAUAAAACUUUAGUUUCCAUAGCCUCUAACCAUCAUAACCCAUACACUCCUUUGUACUGAUUCCAGCUCUUUAGAUAACUCAUUCAACCAAUUGCCAAUCAGAAGAUUUUUAAAUCUACCUAUAACCCAGAAGCCUCUGCUUCAAGUUGUCUCACCUUUGCAGUAAACCAUUGUACAUCUUGCAGGUAUUGAUUGAUGUAUUAUGUCUUCCUAAAAAGUGUCAAAGGAAGCCACACCAGACCACUUUGGGCACAUGUCAUCAGGACCUCCUGAGGCUAUGUCAUGGGCCUGUCCUUAACUUUGCCAAAAUAAACUUUCUAAAUCAA